AAAAAUAAUUGCAGUGUUCUAAUUAAAGUUGUAAAAAAGAAAUAUUUGUGAUUUAUCGUAUUAUAUUGAUCAACAUUUCGGAAAGGAACAAUCAUUAACGAUGCCAUUUUUGAAUUGGUGUAAAAAUAAACGGUAUAUGUGUGUUGCUUUGACGCUUUUGCUUUUCAUUGGAAUCACUUCGGUCAUUGUAUUGAACGAAUAUUCAAACGAAAAGCCAGAGUAUAUGGGUGAGACAUGUAGUACGGAUGCUUGUCACCAAACCGCUGAAAAUUUGUUUAGAUCAAUGGAUUUUAGCGUGGAUCCAUGUUCUGAUUUCUAUCAGUUUACCUGUGGCAAUUGGAACAAAAAACACCACAGGCCUAAUUACAUGGAACUCUUCAAUGGCCUAUUCGAAGGUCAAUUCAAUGUAUUUAAACAGUUGCAAGAUGUAAUUGAAGCUAAUGAAACGGCAAACGACCCGGAAUCUGUAAAGCAAAGCCGAAUUUUUUAUCGAACAUGUAUGAACACCGAACAAAUGGACGCAUUGGGACUAAAGCCAGCCCUUCAAUAUCUUCGAUCUUUCCAUUUACCCAAUUAUCCUUCGGUUACCCUUGAAAUGUUUCAGUCGAAUGCAUCGAAUGCAAAUUUCGAUUGGAUUGAAUCAGUAGCGGAAAUUAAGAAAGUAACGGGCGUUGAUAUAAUUAUUGGUUUUUCAUUCCUACCGGAUUUUAAAAACCAUUCAAUAUCGAAGAUACUAUUCAGUAUGCCGUCACAAAAGUCAAUUUUUGAAGUUGAAAAAAAUAUCGAAAUGAUUCGUAAAAUAGAAAAAUUUGCGGAUUUUAUGAAAAAUGUUGUAAUCGAGUUUGCUGUUGCAUCAAAUCAAAGAAUUCCCAAAAUGAUAUUGGAUGACGUAAAGAUUUUUAAAAUUUUUCAAAUGGAGGCCACGUUUUCAAAGUUUCAAUUGGAGGCAAAAUCUAUGUCAUAUUUUGAGAAUAUUAAUUUCUCAUCGAGUGAAUUCAAAACUGAAAUCGAUCAAAUGGUGAAUCAGUACCUUAAAACCAUGUUUAGGAACAUCGAUCCAAAUUUCAACGCAUCUGACUAUAAAAUAUUGAAAUUUACACACUAUUUACACAAUGUAAUGAAAUACAUUUCUACUUUAUCAAAAGUCGACAUGGAAAAUUAUAUUUGGUGGAAAGCUGUAGAGCAAAUGAUACCACUUACUACGACGAAAAUUAAAAAAAUGCAUGACGAAAUAAUGAAAAUAUUUACAGAAAAUGAAGCAAAACCGAAAUGGUUUAUUUGCUCGUUGCUUACCAAUAAAUUGUUUGGUAUGGCUUUAAGCCAUUAUCUUGUCAAACCGACUUUUAUCAAUUCAACCGAAUACAAUACUACAUUAGAAAUGGUAUCCAAUAUCCGAUCAACAUUCCAUAAUUCAGUCAACGAUAUUGAUUGGAUUUACAAUGAUACAAAACAAAUUAUAUUUGAAAAAAUGGAUGCAAUUGAAUCAUUUUUGGCGUUUCCCGAGUGGAUUUUUGACAGAGAAAAGUUGGACGAAUAUUACGGUGAAUUGAAUUGUAGUUCAACGAAUCAUUUAGAAAAUGUAUUUGAAAUUCAUGCAAUGAUGAUGGAAAACGAGUUGAAAGCGUUGAAAACACCUGAAUUAAGAAAAGAUUUUGACUACGAUAUAAAUCCAACAACUGUUAAUGCAGCUUAUAAUCCCUUCAACAACCGAAUCACAAUUCCAUGGGCUAUGUUGCAGUAUCCACUCCAUAAUUUGGGCUUGGAAGUUUUGAAUUAUGGUGCAUUGGGAUCGACUGUCGGUCAUGAAUGGAUCCACGGUUUUGAUAACAACGGGCGAUAUUUUGAUAAAGAUGGAAAUUUUGAUUCAUGGUGGCCAACUGAUGUGUCUGAUGAGUAUACUAAACGAGCAAAAUGCUUCAUCGAUCAAUACAGUUCUUUCUAUAUGCCUGAAAUUGAAGGAUAUGUCGAUGGGGAACUUUCGCUAAACGAGAAUAUCGCUGAUAAUAGUGGAUUACGCAUCGCCUACUAUGCAUACAAAAUGUACGUCAAACGAAACGGCAAAGAGAAACAUUUACCCAAAUUCCAGAGAUUCACAGACAACCAACUCUUUUUCAUAUCAUUUGGAAAUCGUUGGUGUGAUGCUCCAACGCCACGGGGACUAAGUAUUAACCAAAAUGACGAACAUUGCCCAAAUAAAUUCCGUGUCGAAGGUGUUUUAUCUAAUUCCGUUGAAUUUCGAAAUGCAUUCAAGUGCAGUAAACACUCAAGAAUGGUUUCCAAAAGCCCAUGUCGUGUAUGGUGACUAGAAUUAACACAAAACUAAUAAAAAAACAUAAGUACUUU
Messenger RNA from Contarinia nasturtii (swede midge), 2343 nucleotides. Its product is annotated as neprilysin-11-like. Gene Ontology annotation, biological process: protein processing. Bases 101 to 2302 code for a protein of 733 amino acids. The transcript is spliced from 11 exons. NCBI's taxonomy places the organism in Eukaryota, Metazoa, Arthropoda, Insecta, Diptera, Cecidomyiidae. Gene Ontology annotation, molecular function: metalloendopeptidase activity. The record is from RefSeq and is a predicted model, not a curated record. Gene Ontology annotation, cellular component: plasma membrane.